GCCCUCCCCGCAGCUUCGGCUCCCGCGCGGCGGCGGCGGUUCCUUCCCCCUCCCCCAGCCCUGGCUCCGGGGGACCCCGCGAUGCCGGUCCGCACCGAGUGUCCCCCGCCGGCGGGUGCCUCAGCCACAUCCGCGGCUUCACUCAUCCCGCCGCCGCCCAUCAACACCCAGCAGCCCGGCGUGGCCACCAGCUUGCUCUACAGCGGCUCCAAGUUCCGUGGCCACCAGAAGAGCAAGGGGAACUCGUACGACGUAGAGGUGGUGCUGCAGCACGUGGACACUGGGAACUCUUACCUUUGUGGGUACUUGAAGAUUAAAGGCCUUACAGAGGAAUAUCCAACCCUUACAACCUUCUUUGAAGGAGAAAUAAUAAGCAAAAAACACCCUUUCUUAACUCGGAAGUGGGACGCAGAUGAAGACGUGGAUCGGAAACACUGGGGCAAGUUUCUGGCUUUUUAUCAGUAUGCAAAAUCAUUUAAUUCAGAUGACUUUGAUUAUGAAGAACUGAAAAAUGGGGAUUAUGUCUUCAUGAGGUGGAAGGAGCAGUUCCUAGUCCCGGACCACACAAUCAAAGACAUCAGCGGUGCUUCCUUUGCUGGCUUCUAUUACAUCUGCUUUCAGAAGUCAGCAGCCUCCAUAGAGGGCUACUACUACCAUCGGAGUUCAGAAUGGUAUCAGUCCCUCAACCUGACCCAUGUUCCUGAACACAGUGCACCCAUCUAUGAGUUCCGGUGACAGUGGUUCAGAACAGUGGCCAAAUAAAACUGAACUUGGCAACAAAGAGCUUUGCCAAGGAAAUUAUGUACCUGCCAGAACCAGGAGAGGUGUGUUCCUGUUCCUUCAGAGCAGACUUCAUCAGAAAGCAUGAAUGUUAACCUACAGGAUCCAAGGAGCAUGGCCAACCUGCAGGCAGGCAGAGGGAGUUGUCCACCUCCCACCCUCCUUCCUCUCAGUGGCAUUGUGGUCACCAUCUGUUUCUGAACAACCUUAAAUGCACUUUCCUUCCUGCACAGCUAACUUCUGCAUCACUGAAAUGCAAUCUUUCCUCGGCCUGCUCUAGCCAAGUGGGAGGUCAGCUGCUGGGUCACCUUAGCCUUGGUGCUCAGUGAUCUCCACCCAGGCCCUACUCCUUCCCCAGUUGCUUGUUUGGUAGCCCAAGGAAAGGCAGAGCCCAGCAUCUUGUGCCCCAGAGCUCUAUGUGAGGAGUUGUCUGGGCCCAGCAUCUACCACCAAUGAAAUGAGAUGGGGACCCUGGUGGGCCUCAUCAAUGUUUGAUCCAGGUUGGAUGUCUUGUGGGGCCCCGUAUGUUAACAAUGCAAGACUAGCACAUGGCUGUCGGGUUUUCUGGGCCUGCUGUUGGGGAUCACUAAAUUUAAGGCUUCCAGAUCCCUGGCGGGAGUAGAUCCCAAACUGCUUUCUCAGUACAUUUGCUCCAAACUUCUGAACUUGAGGGCAAUACUAAAAUAAAAGAGUUUUUUAUUACAAAAUUAUUAUUUUUAUGGUACCUUUAACAAGGACCCUAUGGCAAAUGCACAAUUAUUCCGAAUUACAUUUUAUCGUUUUCACAUUGAAAACAGCAAAUGUUGACUUAGUGACUUUUAUAUCUAUGUCUAUAUGUAUAUUUAAUCAACCAGCAGUUUUAAAACAAGUCAUCCUGGUACAAAAGUUUUGCAGCAUUGCUUAAAUUACAGUGCUAAACACAAGAACUGUUUCCAGGGCCAGCUGAGCAUUUGCACCCCUCCUUUUGCUACUCAGAACACCAGUGUGUCAUGACAACCCUUUCCAAAGGCAGAGGGGCCUCCAUUCUCCGGAGAGGAUGAUUCAGAUGUUGGCAGGCGUGGUCAGGAAGAAAUGCGCUCAAAUAACUCGAGGCUCAUGUGCCAAAGUGUGAGGGAGGGGAGUGGUUUGGUUUGGUUUGGUUUGGUUUUUCUAAAUGUUUAAAAAGCUUAAUAGGUUGGCAUCAGUUGUAGUCCACAAUAUGUCAGGACUUUGGGGAAUUCUGGUGAUUUACAGGUCUAAACACAAGGAAAAAGCUUUAACAUGAAUGCAGCAUCAGGGCUGGGAGUGCAGCUGAUGGCACACGAGCUUGUCACACAGGAGGACCUCGCUUCUUUUGCUUCCAUUCCCUGUGUGGGAAAAGGAACACGAAGGGGUAGCAGGGUGGCCGGCCUCGCAUUGUGCUGGAUGUUACUGACUAUCUGGAGAGCCUUAAAGGAGCAGAAGUGGGGAAAGGAACCAGCAGGUACUUGUGAUAUCCAUACUCCCAAGACUUACCCAUUCAGUAAAGUUGGAGCCCAGAAACCAUAAAAAUAAAUCAUCCCAAGACUUAGGUAGAAAAAAAAUAAUUCACAUCCAUUGCUAGGGCUGAAUCAACGGUUCCUUUCCCUCAAAAAGCAAUUUGGGUAUGACGGUGCACCUAUAGUCCCAGCUACUCACUCAGAAGCCUGAGCCCAUGAAUAAGAGUCAGUCUAAGGUGAAACUAAACUUCAUCUGAUACCAAAAGCAACUGAAUAUCAGAUGUCCGCCUCUGAUCAGAAACUCCUGGUUUAUACCACGGGACACCAUUGCUUUAAUUAAGCUGAGGGACAACACUGAAGAUUGAAGGAGGCUGAGAGACUGGCUCUGCUGGCUUUUUCCCUGCAGCACCCUCGGCUCCUCUGACUGUCCUUUCCACCAUGCCGUUGAGCCCUUGUGUGCGUGCAGUAGAUGGAGUUACCCUGAAGUCACCUUGAGCUUGUGUAUAACUCAAGUAGCACAUCUGUGACCAGCUCCUCUUGUAAACUGGGCAGGCCAGGUUGAAGCUAGGGAUUUCCUCCCUGUACCUUCCCCUCCCUUUGUUUCUUUUAAUCUCUUUGUAGUCGUCUCACUUUGUAACUCUGGCUGGCCUGGAGCUCGCUUUGUAGCCCAGGCAGACCUUGAACUCACUGAGAUCACCUGACUACUCAGAGUACUAGGAUUAAAGGUGUAAGCCACCACACCUGCUUUUACUCUCUUAGCUAGGGAAGUGUUCCUGCUCUGCUUAGAAAGAUGAGGGAAGGAUGCCUUCAGCAGCCUUCAGACCCACCCGAAGACUUGCUGCUUAGAAGUCUGCCCCUGCGCACUGGGAAGGAAUAAACAUGUUCCACUUCCUAGUAACUUCCACCUGGUGGACUGUAACUACUUUUCCUUUUCUGUCCCUGGAGGACCUCUGGGAACGUGUCUCCCUUAGUAGCUCUUUCUCUAGCUGUCUGGGUGGUUUACACGCCUCUGGUACUGUGUGCAAUAUCUUUGACUGAUGCUUGUAUCUAACAUUGAAAAAUAAGUGCAGACUGCAAAUUUCCUACUGUUCUUGUCCAGCAAGCCAGCCCCCAGGCAGGGACUAGGUCUGGCUGGCCUUACCCUCCGCUCAGAAGGCUCCACUGCUGUGGCCAGCUGUGGCCCUCUCAUUCCCUGCUUACCCAUCUACCCACCUAUCUCCUUUAAGAUUGUCUAGCAUUUCAGCUGCAGUCCAAAAGUAAGUAGACAAUGCCUAAUACCAAGUAGACAGUUGGUAUACCGGCCCUGUUAGCAGUGUUGGAGUCAGACUCCAGUGGAACAAAGGGGUUUCUCAACGUCUUCUGCUUUCAGAAGCAGGGAAUUUAUAUUCCCUUUAAGGCCUUGAAUGGAUUGUUUUUCCUCAUAAGAUAGUCACUGAUAAGCUAAUUUUUAAAAAGAAAUGCCAUUAAGUAUGUUACAUUGUGGUUUAAAAUUACUAACAAGUUCUGGGAAAGAAAAAUACUUGAUUUUGAAACUUAAAUGUUUUUUAAAAAUUAGAUUUGAAUGGGCACAAAAUAUGAAUAUUUUGUUUCUUUAUGGAAGACCUGUGGAAAGGGUUUGAAGAUUUGCAAUGGGAGAAGUAUUUUGCAGAGCUAUCAAUGUCUAAAUAAUUUUUAAAAAAAAAAUAAUAAUAAAGGUAUUUAAGCAGUGUG
Molecule: messenger RNA, 3947 nt
Organism: Rattus norvegicus (Norway rat)
Lineage: Eukaryota; Metazoa; Chordata; Mammalia; Rodentia; Muridae
Gene: Gid4
Product: GID complex subunit 4
Exons: 6
Coding region: 82-735 (217 amino acids)
Source: RefSeq, marked validated